Messenger RNA from Chilo suppressalis (striped riceborer), 944 nucleotides. The record is from the annotation of a GenBank genome assembly. NCBI's taxonomy places the organism in Eukaryota, Metazoa, Arthropoda, Insecta, Lepidoptera, Crambidae.
GUAAGCAUUAUACUUUUAUUAGCGUGUUGGUACUGGAUCAAAAUGCAUUUUUUUCUGUCUAUAAUUUUUCUAAGUUUCACUGCACAAGCUCAUUGUGCCGAUCAUUUAAACAGCUGGCACGAAUCUGUUGGCAUUAAAAAUGCUGAGGAAAUCAAGAAGUAUGAAGCUAACCGCAUUGUUGGAGGAGCGGUUGCUCCUGUGGAUGCUCACCCGUAUCUCGUUGGUUUACUGAUUGACCUAUGGGGUUCUCCGUCAGUCUCAGCCUGUGGUGGAUCACUCUUGUCUCAUAACAGGAUCUUGACAGCGGCACACUGCUGGUACGACGGAGUUUUUACAGCAUGGAGAUUCACUGCCGUCCUAGGUUCACCGUUUCUUUUCCAUGGAGGAUUGAGAGUAAUACCCGAUAGAAUUGCUAUACACCCAGAAUACGAUGCGAGAACAUUCGCAAAUGAUAUCGCUAUGCUCAUGACACCAGUUCGCAUCCCGUUCACGCACAACAUUCAACCCAUACUAUUACCCCAAGGCGAAAUGUUACAAGAGAGCUUCGAAGGAGAUUGGACUAUAGCAUCGGGGUAUGGGAGGUAUUCUGAUUUAAACAAUCCUACUACAAAUACGAUGGCAAGAUACGUUUUCCUCAGAGUGAUUUCAUUGGCGAAGUGCAGAUCUUUCUAUGGCAAUAUCGUGUUGGACUCUAACAUUUGCACCAAUGGGCACGGAGGCACAGGAAUCUGUCAGGGAGAUUCGGGAGGACCUUUGAUAGUGAUUCGGCAUGGGCAACCAGUACUGAUCGGCGUCAGCUCGUUUGUGGCUCGUGAUGGUUGUGAAUUAGGUUUUCCGUCAGCGUUCGCUAGAGUUUCCACUUACAUAAACUGGAUACGUCAACGACUAUAAGUCUUAUAAUUAUUUAUGCCAAUCAACCGUUGAGCCUGCGCUGCGUUCAGCAG